Aquila chrysaetos chrysaetos is the source of this 2385-nucleotide messenger RNA. It is a transcript of the gene SCYL1, whose product is annotated as SCY1 like pseudokinase 1. Gene Ontology annotation, biological process: protein phosphorylation. Gene Ontology annotation, molecular function: ATP binding; protein kinase activity; protein binding. NCBI's taxonomy places the organism in Eukaryota, Metazoa, Chordata, Aves, Accipitriformes, Accipitridae. The record is from RefSeq and is a predicted model, not a curated record.
CCACCGGAUCCUCCCGCCCGGCGCCGCCGCCGCCGCCUCUGGGCCCGCGCCGGCCUCGGCCCCCCCCGGACCCCCCCCCCCCCCGGGCCCCCCCCGGGCCCCCGCGAUGUGGCUCUUCUCCCGGGACCCGGUGCGGGACUUCCCCUUCGAGCUGGGCCCGCCCGACCCGGCUCCGGACCCGGCCUCGGCCCGGCGGCGGACGCGGACCCGGCCCCGCUCUGGCGGCUGCUGCGGGGGCGGCGAAAGGCGGACGGGGGCGCCGGUGUCAGUCUUCGCCCACAGCCUGGGGGCGGGGGACGCGGCUGCCACCCCCCUGGCCCGGGCGGCCCUGCGGCGCCUGCGCAGCCUGCGGCACCCCAGCGUCCUGGGAUACCUCGACAGCCUGGAGACGGAGCAGUGCCUGUACCUGGUGACGGAGGCGGUGACGCCACUGCGCCGGCACCUGCAGCUGCGGCCCCCGACGGGAGACCUGGGGGAGCAGGAGGUGGCCUGGGGGCUGCACCAGCUCCUGACGGCGCUGUCCUUCCUGGGGGGCUCGGGGCUGGUGCACCACGCGCUGGGGCUGGACGCCAUCUUCGUCGACCCGGGGGGCGACUGGAAGCUGGGGGGCCUGGAGCGGGUGGCGGCCGCCAGCGAGGGGGUCCCCCCCCGCCCCCCCGGCGUGCCCCCCCGGCCCCAGGACCCCCCCGAGCUCAGCGACCCCUCACGAGGACAGGGUGAGCCCUGGGCGGGGGACAUGUGGCGCCUGGGCUGCCUCGUCUGGGAGGUCUUCAACGGGCCCCUUCCCCGGCCCACGGCCCUGCGCAGCUUCGGCAAGCUGCCGGCGGGGCUGGUCCCCCCCUUCUGCGAGCUGGUGGCCGCGGAGCCGUCGGCGCGGCCGGGGCCGGGGCAGCUCCUGCAGCGGCUGCAGCGCCCGGGGGCCUUCCUCGCCUGCCCCCUCGUCCACACCGGCCUCUUCCUCGAGCAGCUCCAGGUCCGGGAUGCCUCGGAGCGCCGGACCUUCCUGCAGGAGCUGAGCGGCCGCCUGGACGCCCUCCCCGGCCCCUUCCGCCGCCACAAGCUGCUGCCCCGGCUGCUGGCGGCCCUCGAGUUCGGCAGCGCCGACGCCAGCGCCCUGCCCCCCCUCCUCAAGGUGGCGAAGGUGCUGGACCCCCCCGAGUACCAGGAGCGCAUCGUCCCGGUCAUCGUCCGCCUCUUCUCCUCCCCUGACCGGGCGCUGCGCAUGCAGCUACUGCAGCAGCUGGAGGACUACGUGGAGUUCCUGCCCGAGGCGACAGUGGACGCCCAGAUCUUCCCCCACGUCGCCCACGGGUUCCUCGACACCAACCCCGCCAUCCGCGAGCAGACCGUCAAGUCGAUGGUGCUGCUGGCACCCAAGCUGGGGGAGGCCCGGCGGGGGCGGGAGCUGCCGCGGCUGCUGCUGCGGGUGCAGGCGGGCGACGCGCUGGGACCCCUGCGCUGCAACGCCACCCUCUGCCUGGGGCGCCUGGGCCCCCUCCUGCCCCCCCAGACCCGGCAGCGGGUGCUGGCCCCCGCCCUGGCGCGGGCGACGCGGGACCCCUUCGCCCCGGCGCGGGCGGCCGCCGUCGCCGCCUUCGCCGCCACCCAUGGGUGCUACUCGCCGCAGGAGUGCGCCGGCAGGGUGCUGCCCGCCCUCUGCGGGCUCACCACCGACCCCCACCCCGGCGUGCGGCAGCAGGCUUUCAGGGCGAUCCGCAGCUUCCUGGAUCAGCUGGAGGCGGCCGCUGAAGCUGGGGGGGCCCCAGAGGAGGACCCUCCCAGUGCAGCUGCUGCCCCUGGGGGUCCAGGGGGUGGGUCGGGGGGGCUGGGGGCUGCCGUGUCCUGGGCCGUCACUGGUGUCACCUCCCUGACGGCGCGGCUGAUGGGGGCUGAGGCCGGGGCCCCCCCACAGACCCCCCCGCAGACCCCUGCCGAGGGCCCCCCGGCCCCCCCAAGAGAGCCCCCCCCCGAGGAGCCCCCCGUGGAGGAUCCUGAUGGCUGGGACGAUGACUGGGGCAGCCUGGAGGACAUGGAGCUGCCCCGGAGCCCCCCUGUGAGCAGCAAGGAGGAUGGGGGGGCCCCCCCACAGACCUCCGGACCCCCGCCAGACCCCCCCCCCACUGCCCCUCCCUCAGCCGGGGGGGAUGAGGAAGGGGAGGGGGAGUGGGGGGUGGGGGGGGAGUGGGGCACGGAGGACGCCUGGGAGGCACUGCCGUGCCAGCAUGGCCCCCCACCGGGCUCAGGGCAGCGGCACCAGCAGCGGCGCCAGGAGCUGGAGGCCAAACGCCGGGGGGGUCCGCGGGGCCCCCCCAAACCGGGCCCCCCCAAACUGGGGACCCGGAAAACUCGACUGAGGGGGGAGGGGCAAUAAACCCUCGGACGCGG